Messenger RNA from Trematomus bernacchii (emerald rockcod), 6431 nucleotides. RefSeq names its product nuclear receptor subfamily 3, group C, member 1 (glucocorticoid receptor) (gene nr3c1). Gene Ontology annotation, biological process: regulation of DNA-templated transcription; nuclear receptor-mediated glucocorticoid signaling pathway. NCBI's taxonomy places the organism in Eukaryota, Metazoa, Chordata, Actinopteri, Perciformes, Nototheniidae. The record is from RefSeq and is a predicted model, not a curated record. Gene Ontology annotation, molecular function: sequence-specific DNA binding; steroid binding; nuclear glucocorticoid receptor activity. Gene Ontology annotation, cellular component: nucleus. The coding region runs from base 297 to 2654 and encodes 785 amino acids. The transcript is spliced from 9 exons.
UUCUUGGAGGUUAGCGCCUACUUUCCUAAUGGCUAGCUGCGACUCUCCACAGCUCAGCCAGUUUGAGGCAGUUUGCAUGACAAUUAACAGCUAGAUCGAACUACAAGAUUGAUAACUCUUAAAACACAGUGAGCUUCAUAUGUUUGUGUCGUUUUACCGAGCCAUGUAACUCUAGCAGUGAGGACUAACGUUAACAAACAUUGGGUCAGUGUUGCGUCUUAUGGACUGCCACUUUCAACCAAAACAAUGUUGACAGACGACCUGUGGACACAUUCCAACAACCAGUCAUUUCAAGGAUGGAUAAAGGUGGAGUGAAAAAGAUAACAUAUAGAAGAGAUGACCAUUUAAGCAAGUUAGUCUACACUGAAAGCCCUGAGGAGGGAGGUCUAUUAAAAGUGGCUCCUCACAGUGCCAUGUCCAUCACCUCAGUCGUUCUUCCAUCCACCCCGUUGAUGCAGCCAGGUCAGGUGCCUAACGGCCUCAGCAACAGCCACCUAACAGAGCUCUCCUCCGCCUCCGUCACUGCCACUGUUGGCCCCUUAUUGGAAGACCCAGAGCCCAGAGGCCUGAUCAAAAUCCAAAAGCUUCACCAGCAGCACUUUCUCCAGACACAGACUUCCACUACGUUCGGGCGUCAAAACUUUAGGGAAAGUUUGCCCCAGUUGCAGGCCAGAACAGCAGAUAUUAACCAAUCCUGCAUGGAUUCACUUAUUGGAGGAUCAGAUCCCAAUUUCUUCCACACGAAAACAGAAGAUUUUUCAAUGGAUAAAGGUGAUCAGGAUCCCAUCGACCUUGAUCAUGCCUUUGAUCACAUUGGAAAAGAUGUUGAUGUGACCCAGAAAUUUUUCACAGACAACACUCUGGACCUGCUCCAAGACUUUGAGCUCUCUGGGUCCCCCUCAGAUUUUUAUGUAGGGGAUGAUGCCUUCCUGUCCACUCUUGCAGCCGAUACUCUGCUUGGAGACGUUAGCUCAGAGAGAGACAUAAAGCCUGCCUUGGUUGAGAGCAUUAACAGCAGUGGGGCAGUCUCAGUUUCUCUCAAUGGCAGCAAUAUGACAAGUCCAGGUCAGUCCAGCCCAAACAUAUCCACAACGUCCUCCUUAACCCCUACAGCCACUUUGUCUGCAAAGGUAAAGAAAGAAAAAGAUGCUGGCUUCAUUCAGCUCUGCACCCAAGGCGGGAUCAAACAGGAAAAGACGUCUGCAGGCCAGAGUUAUUGCCAAAUCAGUGGCUCGGCCUCCACAGCCUCCAUGUCCACAUCUAACACCAUCUCCAUCUGUGGGGUGAGCACUUCAAGUGGACCAAGCUACCACUUUGGAACCACCUCCAGCAGCAAUGGAGCUCAGCAGCAGAAGGAUCCGAAGCCGGUGUCCAGUCUGUUUCUCCCAGUGACGACCAUCGGCGGGGCCUGGAGCCGAAUCCAGAAUAUCGGGGACAACUCCGCCAUGCUCCGGGCCAGUGAGGCAUUCUCCAGCUCCUCCUCUUACCCCAUCAGCUUUUCCAGUUCUACCUCCAGACAGGACAUUGUCCCUGCACAGUCCUCGACAAAAAGUGGGACUCAUAAGAUCUGCCUGGUGUGCUCUGACGAGGCCUCAGGCUGCCACUACGGUGUCCUCACCUGUGGCAGCUGCAAGGUGUUCUUCAAGAGAGCAGUGGAAGGUAAAGGGCAGCAUAAUUACCUGUGUGCUGGGAGGAACGACUGCAUCAUCGACAAGAUCAGGAGGAAGAACUGCCCCGCCUGCCGCUUCCGCAAGUGUCUGAUGGCUGGCAUGAACCUGGAAGCGCGAAAAACCAAGAAGCUAAACCGCUUAAAGGGCGCCCAGCCGAGCAACCCUCCCGAGCUCAAUACCUCUCCUCCAAUCGAGACUCGUUCCCUCUUACCCGUGAAGUCCAUGCCUCAACUUGUCCCCACCAUGCUGUCCCUGCUGAAGGCCAUCGAGCCGGACACCAUCUUCGCCGGCUACGACAGCACCCUGCCCGACACCUCCACCCGCCUCAUGACCACCCUCAACAGGCUGGGGGGCCGGCAGGUCAUCUCUGCCGUCAAGUGGGCCAAGGCUCUGCCAGGCUUCAGGAACCUGCACCUGGACGACCAGAUGACUCUUCUUCAGUGCUCCUGGCUCUUCCUCAUGUCCUUCGGCCUGGGCUGGAGAUCCUACCAGCAAUGCAACGGCAACAUGCUGUGCUUCGCCCCAGACCUCGUCAUCAACGAGGACCGGAUGAAGCUGCCUUACAUGGCCGACCAGUGCGAGCAGAUGCUGAAGAUCUCCAGCGAGUUUGUCCGGCUGCAGGUUUCCCACGACGAGUAUUUGUGCAUGAAGGUGCUGCUGCUGCUCAGCACAGUGCCAAAGGACGGCUUGAAGAGCCAGGCGGUGUUCGACGAUAUUCGGAUGUCGUACAUUAAGGAGCUGGGGAAAGCCAUCGUGAAGCGCGAGGAGAACUCCAGCCAGAACUGGCAGCGGUUCUACCAGCUCACCAAGCUGCUCGACUCCAUGCACGAGAUGGUGGGUGGGCUGCUGAGCUUCUGCUUCUACACCUUUGUGAAUAAAUCCCUGAGCGUGGAGUUCCCGGAGAUGCUCGCCGAGAUCAUCAGCAACCAGCUACCAAAAUUCAAGGCCGGGAGCGUCAAACCUCUCCUCUUCCAUCAAAGAUGAUUGAAGAGGAGAUGCCCCGUGACAGACACAAUGCCUUAAACCCCUCCCCCCCCCCCCCCCCCCUUCCACAUCACCUCCUCACCGAUCCCAACCCCCCAACCCCCCACCCUGAAGAGCGACGAUGUACGGACCGAGGAUCCAAGGCGAGGAGUGAAUGAUGUCUGUGGGAGGGAGUAUGCAACUUUGUGCAGAGAGAGUAGAAACCAGAGAGGUGUGUUUAGAGAAAGGAAUGUGAGGAGAUAAGGAUACUCACAAAGAGAUAAGGGGUUACAUCCAUGUCGUCUCAGGUUUCAUACCGUCAAACAGAACCAUAGAUCAAAUAAAUAUCUAUGUACAGGUUCUGAUAGUAUUUUCUACAUUUUCAAAUUGUAACCGUUUAUACAAUUUUCCAGAUCGUUGUUACCUGGAAGGGGCAAAGCUUAAUUAAUAACAUGCUCUUACGUAGGCUUUUAGACUGUGAGCUCCUCUCUUAGUUGUUAGAGGAGUCAGUAACACAAUGUUUAUCAGUCAUGAGGAGAAACUCUGAAAAAGCAUUGCUUUUAUUGAUACCUUGGACAUAAGAAACAAUCUGUUGGAUUGUUGUUAGACGAUUCCUCCCACAGGCCCGACCUCCUCCAGGUUUACACACGUCUUUACAAAAGGGAAAUAAUAUGUGCCUUUUUGCUUCAUAUAUCAUCCUAGCCAUUUCUUCUUCCUGCUCAGCCCACCAUGGCAUACCUUCAUCGUAUGCUGAUUGUACUUGUUAUGUUACAUGCGGUUUCCUUUUUUAUUAAACGGCUGUGUUUAUCUUAAGAAGUGGCUGCUUGGCCCAUCCUCCGUGUGUAGAAAUGAUCCUUAUCUUUAAGAAAUAAUAUUCGAAGCCUGCUUCCUUCUGCCGCACACUCAACUCCUUAACUGUGUUUUGAGCACUUUGCACCCAGCUUAAGGCUUUAAAAGACUGUGAAGAAAGACUGUUCUGCUGAAUCAGUCUUUACUAUAUAACUUUAGAUGGAAGUUAUACAACUUUUUCUAUAGGAAAUAGCCGGCUUUCAUAUUUAUGUUAGCCCCCCCUCGUGCCCCAGAAGUCUAAUUAUGGAAUGUGUUAGAUACUUGCGUGCGUCUAUCAAUCAGAGAAGAGAGGGCGUGUUUUAUUGUGUUUGCAAGAUUAUGUCAUUUUUUAUUAAUCAGCAAACUAAUUUCUGUGGUUCUAAUGUUGCUUAAACUGGUUGGGAAAUAGCCGUCCUUCAUUUUUAAACGUCUUUUUAUAGUUUUUUUUAACUGACCAACCUGCAGUCAUAUUUCUGCCACUGAUGAUCCUUCUGCGACAGUAUAUCCACGCUUGCAAUGAGCAUCUGACUUUGGAUAUUUAAUUAUUAAAAGCCUUUGCAUUGUUGCUUUGCUAUUUUGUGAAAGGAAUAGUUUGACAUUAGUUGAAAAGCAUUAAUUUGAUUUAUUGUAGAGGAGAUUAAUGUUGUAAAUAUGUUGCUGGAGUCAGACGCCAGUUAGCUUAGCUUAGCAUAAAGACUGGAAGUGAAUAAACCACUGGCCUUGCUCGGUCUAAAGAAGAUGGUCGGACACUUAACCGCCAUCAAAAACAUAAAAAUAUUUUAGUUUUUGUAUUGAUUUACCAAACAAUAUAAUAUGUGUAUACAUGGUUGCGUAUUUUUAGACGAACCCACGCUAGCUGUUUCCAGUUUUUAUGCUAAGCUAAAUAGCUCCUGGCUGUAACGUCAUAUUAAACAUUGUCAGUCUUACCUGUGAUAAAGUGAAAAAGAGCAAAUGCUGAACUAUUCCUUUAAACGGUCUUGUGUGCCAGGCCGCUUUAUGGAUCAGGCGGUGGCAGAUUCAUCACCCUGUGAACCUCCUUGACCUUUGACCCCUCUUGUUUAAGCCUUCUGCUCUUCUAACGCCCUGUAGGCACCUUGUGUUAAUGUCUGUGUGUCUCUAGAACAUCUACAUGUUUACCUGUCUGUCUGUUAGCCAGUGGAGCCCCCAUGUUUGAAAGCACUAAGCCUCAGUCACCUCAUAGAGUCGUGUCCCAGUGAAAGUGUAGCGUCACUGACCGGGGGGCUGGCAGGAUUGAUCCUUUUUAUUCUCUGGGAACUUUUUCAGUGCCAAACUCCUGUCUUGUCUGUCUUUUAAGUGAUGCUGGAAGUUGGUCAGUGUUUGCAUCAAAAGCAGGAAGCGAGUCCCAGUAUUGAAGCUUAUGCUUAAGUUUGAAAUGUAUGAGCUUCUGUGAUUGAGGUCGUCAUUAAUGAGCGAUUACUUUUUGUUUGUAACACAAGGCACUCACAGAUGUGUUUUGCCAUCACACAGAAUACCGUAGGUCUGUCAUUAUCCCUUUCUUUGUGUGUUGUGUAAGUGAGUGGGAGUUUUAACCCAUUUUAAUCAGAUCAGUUUGUCAUGUUAUGUGUUUAAAGCACAGAAAUAAUCCAGGUUUUGACAUGAAUGUUGACCCUAAAGGGGAUUUAUUUUAAAUAUAAACAAAAUGCUCUUGACGGAUUAAAGAUGACGCCCUGUCAGUUUAAAAUAAUUGGAUAAAUAGGUCAAGUAAGCGACUACAGAGUGCUCAUUUAAGAAUGGAAAAUGUCAAAUAGUUUUUGCUGUUGCUAGAUUAUCCCAACAACAAACAAGAAAGCAGUCAUUAUAAAUGUUGAACCGCUUCCCAUGCUCAGGUUGUUGAAAUGAUUCACACAGUGCGUGGUUGUCCAUGUUUUAUGUCCUGACUUUAAGAACCAAAAAGAGUCUGUCUGCAUCCCAAAAUGUUUCUGCUUCUGUGAUUUAGGGUGUGUAUUUUUUUUGUCAGGAUUACAAACGUUUUAAGAAGGUGCUGCCACCGUCUCUUUCAUACUUCGCCUCAGAAUAAUAUACAAGUUGUUCUUUCAGAUGUUUAUUCAAAACCAUGUUCAUUAACUGCAUAGUGAUUACUCAUGGGUUACUUUCACAUUCAGUGAAUCCAAAACUCUGCUGCUGCUCAUUUUAACAGGAUUAUAUAUACUAAUGUAUAUCGCACACUUGCCUCAUAGCUCAAAAAUGUAUUCUUAUUUACUUUUUAGUACAUUUCUGAGGAGGACAACUGAAUAUGCAAUAGAAAUGACAGCUCAUCUGUCAUGGUCACAUUACAAAAAAUAUGGUCACUUCCUCUUUUUUUUCCAGUAUAAGCUAUUUGCAUACAGGAGAUUCACAUUUAACAAUAUCUCUGCAGGUCAGAUUUUCAGGAAAUAAUACACUUUGUCAAUAAUAAGUCUACACGGACUGAACACAAAGCCUAUUUUUUGUUUGACUACAAGGUGACCAAAGCAAACACAGACAAACUCAACACGUGUCGGUUUAAACUAUGUAGCUACUAGAAAACAAAUGUACAGUUCGUUGUUUGUUUUUUUUAAACACACAUCUUUUUACUCUUACGUGACAGCUUUGGUCAAAUUGUGUAAUACUGUGAAUAGGAUAGGAUUCAGUCUUUUCACACAAACUGUUUGUGAAAGUAAUCAACCAGCGUGAAUCUAAAAAAAGAAAUUUGCACUACCCAAAUAUUGUUUGAAAAUCUAUUUUGUAUAAAGCAUAUGCAGACAUUUCUGAAAUAUCAAGGGCCGAUCAUGUUUCACUGGUAUAUGCUUUCUCUAAAAAUAAACUUUGUUUUGCUUAAAAAUUUGAAUAUGUACAUAUAAUCCAUUGUAAAGAAAACGUGGUGUAUUUGUCUCCAAAUAAUAGUUUUUCUAUACCAACCCCUCUGUAUUAUUUCUCCUGUAGUGUGUCUCCUGUUGAUCUUUUCCUCCAUUGAUUAAAGGUCAAACUGUA